Messenger RNA from Paramisgurnus dabryanus, 744 nucleotides. RefSeq lists its product as uncharacterized. The record is from RefSeq and is a predicted model, not a curated record. Lineage: Eukaryota; Metazoa; Chordata; Actinopteri; Cypriniformes; Cobitidae.
UUUGAGUAUUGUCAAUGUCUCUGAAUGGGUUGGACAGAGAAGACCGCAGUAUCAAGCUGAUUCAGAGACAUCUCUAAAUGAUUUCCCUUGUGUUUCAUUUACCAAUCAGAAAAUGGACAGUGACAUGAGGGCAGAUUUAUGUUUCCUGAGAUCCAGCGUGUCGUUUCCAGGCAUAUCAACCAAUCAAGCAAACACAAUGGUCAAGUUAAAUACUGUAUUGAUUGACUGCUCUGAGAUGGCAAGAUGUCCAGUGCUCAUGUGGAAUCCAAACCCACACCAUGUGCCUCAAUGGCUCAACCAAAACAAAGUUAAAUCUCCAAACGUUGCAAUAAAAGAAUUAAUCUGCCCUACAUUUUCAAAGCCAUCCAAUGAGACAGGUGAAGGAAGCAUUAACUGGCAGGUUCAGAGGAGGCAGAUCAACCUGCGGAAAAAGUUUCAUUAUUGUAAAUGGCAAAACCAGAGAGGUAGAAACUCUACACUAGAGGGCGCUGGCACUCCUCAGACAGCGAAGAAACGUUGGGUGGGCAUUGGAUUUAAUCCCAUUCCCAAAAUCACUUCACAGCCUCUUCCUCGCAGAUCAUUGGUUAAAGAUACAGGGUGUGGAUCAUUGGAUCAGAAACUGCCAAGCCUAACCACACCAAACCCAAACCACAGCAGUAGUCCCAGUCCAGCUCUAAGCCUGAGUUUGGGGUCAACGAAGUGCUAGAGAAGCUAAACAUGCGGUGAAUCUGCCUUGUCCAUCUC